This is a messenger RNA of Oncorhynchus gorbuscha (pink salmon), 8583 nucleotides long. Its product is annotated as low-density lipoprotein receptor-related protein 1B-like. Bases 27 to 8531 code for a protein of 2834 amino acids. Gene Ontology annotation, molecular function: calcium ion binding; protein binding. The record is from RefSeq and is a predicted model, not a curated record. The transcript has 43 exons. NCBI's taxonomy places the organism in Eukaryota, Metazoa, Chordata, Actinopteri, Salmoniformes, Salmonidae.
GUGCCUAACAAGCUUCAUGGUCGGUCAUGGAACUGCUGCAGUUCACAUGUCUGCUUUUACUUAUCAGCUUGAAAUGUUUGACAGGUUUUGGCCAGCAGUGUGGGGGUAACCAGUGGCAGUGUGAUGAUGGAGCUUGUCUGCCUCUUUCCUGGCACUGCGAUGGAAAUGGAGACUGUAUGGAUGGCUCUGAUGAAAUGGCCUGCCCCUGUCCUAGGGGCCAGGUUGCCUGCAUGGCCGGGGCUCCUGGUUGUGUAAAUACCUCUGCAGUAUGUGAUGGGCUGCGCCAGUGUUCUGAUGGGUCUGAUGAGUUUAACUGCCCAGAGAACCAGGGCUGUCUGCAGGGGGACUGGAGGUGUAGGAAUAAGAUCUGCAUCCCCAAGGAUCUGUACUGUAACGGUGCUAACGACUGUGUGGACAACUCUGAUGAGGCCUGUGGCCGGUGUGGUCCAAUGGCUGUGCGUUGUCCUGGAGGGGUGUGUCUGACUGAAGAUGAGAGAUGUGAUGGAAAAUUGCAGUGCUCUGAUGGCAGUGAUGAACCCUCUACCUGUGGGAGGACUUGUUCAGAAGAGAACGGUGGCUGCAGUCACUCCUGUGUGGAUAAGCCCUGGGGAGCCCUCUGCUCCUGUCCUAAAGGCCAUAGACUAUCUGCUGACGGAGCCUCCUGUCUGGAUGUGGAUGAAUGCGCUCUGCCUUACGGUCCAUGCAUGCACUUCUGUGUCAACACACCUGGGUCCUUCUACUGCCACUGCCGAGAUGGCUUCCAGCUUCAAGGAACCACCUACUGUUAUUCUAAAGGAAAUUCUACAAAGUUUCUGACUGCAACGAAGGGAACUAUCGGAUUCCUGAAUCUGAAGACUCUGAGAUUCGAGUCCAUUCAGAGUAUUGGCUAUGAUCCUCUGGCCUUGGCCUUUGACCUCUCCAGGAGCUCAUUCUACUGGGCUGAUGACCAGGGGAACAUCUACAAGGCCAAGGAGCAGCAGCAAAGGAUCCUUUAUCAUGGACAAUAUGGGGUUAGAAGUCUAGUCUGUGAUUGGCUGACAGGCCAGCUGUACUGGACCAACCAGAAGACCCGGUCUAUUCAUGUUGGAGCAGCUGAUGGGAGUGGAUUUGCAACGGUCUUGGCCAAGAACAUAGACCCUUUGGAGCUGGUCCUUCUUCCCAUUGAAAGCUUGUUGUUUUGGAUCAACAAAGGUCCAGGUGAUAGAAUUACUCUGGAGAGAUCUGGGAUGGAUGGGUUAAAGCCGGAAUCUCUGGUGGUCCUCACUGCACAGGCUCCACGGAGUCUGACCCUGGACGUUACAGCUCGGAGGCUGUACUGGAUGAGUGAUUUUAAAAAGUCCAUAGAGACUGUGCGAGUGGAUGGGAGUGGUCGCUAUAGCUUUCUGGAGUUCUUUAAGAGGAGACCAGCUCAGAGCCUGGCGGUGUUUGACAGAUGGUUCUACUGGACAGAUCAGAAGGGUCUGUGGCGCUCCCCUCAGGACCAACCUAAUCAGAAGAACUUUAUUCAGAGGACAACACUCCCUGUCCUAGAGGCAUACCAUGAACAACAGCAGCCAAAAGCUCCAUCAGCUUGUGUAAAGUCUGGCUGCCAGCUCUGCAUGCUGACUCUGGACCUGCCUGCUGGGUUCACCUGUACCUGUCCUGAUGACAAACUGCUCAUGGCAGAUGGCUCAUGUGAAUAUCCCAGGUUUGCUUAUGCAACAUCCACAACACUGAACCUGUUUGAGUUGAAAGGGAAGGAGCUGAUCAAGACAAAACUGCUGACUACGGAUGACGUCAUGGAGUCUUUUGACAUCGACUGGAGGGGGGACUGGGUCUACUGGGCGAACAGCACUGGUCAUGUGAUGCGCUGGAACCUCAAUACCAGCCAAACAGAGACUGUCCCUACGCUGAGACCAGCCUGCGUGGUGUCAGUAGACCAGAAGAUGAGAAAUCUGUACUGGCUGUCAUGUGAUGAAGUCUGUGUUGGCGUCACUAACAUGGAUCAGGGUUACCCACGGAGACUGUACCAGUCAAGCAGUGAGGUAAGAGAUGUUUAUCUGGACUGGCAGCGGGGGAGGCUGUACUUGCUGGAGGCUGGCUGGAUCCUAUCCAUGAGACUACCAGGAGGAAACCCUAGGAAAGUCCUGAGAGUGGAGGGACACGUCGCUGGGCGUAUUGUUUUGGACCUACAAUCUAACACACUGCUCUGGAACACAGAGGGGGAUGAUCUGAACAUCAUGAGUCUGUUGAAGUCACAGACUCACCUGGCAGGCAGAGAGUGGAAUGUCCCUGGUUCCAUCAUGGCCGCUCACUCUCCGCUCCUGGUGUCGCUGUUUAAUGAUGUCAUCACUGUGUGGGACCGACGGGACAGGAGGCGUGUCCACGAUGUCCCUGUCGGGCCAGGCGUUGUCAGGGUGAUCGUGGCUCUGGAUGUAAAGGAAGUGCCUCCUGCUCAGCCAGUCUGUACCAGUCCAUCAGUGAGGUGUCGGGGCUCAACUUUGUGCAUCUCCCAAACUCAGCUGUGUGACACAUUGAGAGACUGCCCUGAUGGUUUUGAUGAGGAGUCCUGCAUUACUAAAUGUCCAAACCGAGGUGAGUUCCGGUGUAAGGACAGGAGGAAAUGUAUUGAGAGGAGUCUGGUUUGUGAUGGACGCGCUCAUUGCCAUGAUGGCUCAGAUGAGAUUGGCUGUCCAAUGAUAGCUGCUCCAACAUCCCAAACUGCGCCCCUGAAGUGCCCUAUGGGUUCCAGACUGUGCAAGGAUGGGAGAGAGUGUGUCCUGCAUAGCCAUGUUUGUGAUGGAGAGGUGGACUGUAAGGAUGGAUCAGAUGAACAGGACUGUGAGCUCCUCUGCAAAGCAGGUCAGUUCCAGUGUGCUCAUGGGAAGAAGUGUAUCGACCAGCAGCAGAUGUGUGAUGGGAAGGCACAGUGCCAGGACCGUUCUGAUGAAAUGGACUGCUUAAAGCCCACCAAGAGCUGCAGGCAUCGCUGUGACAAUGGCCACUGUAUCCCAGAAACUUUCCUCUGUGAUGGAGAGAGAGACUGUUCGGACGGUUCUGAUGAGGAAGGCUGUGAUUCUAACAAGGCCCUUCCUCCUGUCCUGCCAACUCUGGCUCAGACCUGUACUAGUCCAUCAGUGAGGUGUCGGGGCUCAACUUUGUGCAUCUCCCAAACUCAGCUGUGUGACACAUUGAGAGACUGCCCUGAUGGUUUUGAUGAGGAGUCCUGCAUUACUAAAUGUCCAAACCGAGGUGAGUUCCGGUGUAAGGACAGGAGGAAAUGUAUUGAGAGGAGUCUGGUUUGUGAUGGACGUGCUCAUUGCCAUGAUGGCUCAGAUGAGAUUGGCUGUCCAACGAUAGCUGCUCCAACAUCCCAAACUGCGCCCCUGAAGUGCCGUAUGGGUUCCAGACUGUGCAAGGAUGGGAGAGAGUGUGUCCUGCAUAGCCAUGUUUGUGAUGGAGAGGUGGACUGUAAGGAUGGAUCAGAUGAACAGGACUGUGGUGAAUCUCCAGUUCCACUUACUACAGCUUAUUUGGCUCCAACUACAACCUUUCCAGAUAUUCUUCCUGCUCAGCCAGUCUGUACCAGUCCAUCAGUGAGGUGUCGGGGCUCAACUUUGUGCAUCUCCCAAACUCAGCUGUGUGACACAUUGAGAGACUGCCCUGAUGGUUUUGAUGAGGAGUCCUGCAUUACUAAAUGUCCAAACCGAGGUGAGUUCCGGUGUAAGGACAGGAGGAAAUGUAUUGAGAGGAGUCUGGUUUGUGAUGGACGUGCUCAUUGCCAUGAUGGCUCAGAUGAGAUUGGCUGUCCAACGAUAGCUGCUCCAACAUCCCAAACUGCGCCCCUGAAGUGCCGUAUGGGUUCCAGACUGUGCAAGGAUGGGAGAGAGUGUGUCCUGCAUAGCCAUGUUUGUGAUGGAGAGGUGGACUGUAAGGAUGGAUCAGAUGAACAGGACUGUGGUGAAUCUCCAGUUCCACUUACUACAGCUUAUUUGGCUCCAACUACAACCUUUCCAGAUAUUCUUCCUGCUCAGCCAGUCUGUACCAGUCCAUCAGUGAGGUGUCGGGGCUCAACUUUGUGCAUCUCCCAAACUCAGCUGUGUGACACAUUGAGAGACUGCCCUGAUGGUUUUGAUGAGGAGUCCUGCAUUACUAAAUGUCCAAACCGAGGUGAGUUCCGGUGUAAGGACAGGAGGAAAUGUAUUGAGAGGAGUCUGGUUUGUGAUGGACGUGCUCAUUGCCAUGAUGGCUCAGAUGAGAUUGGCUGUCCAACGAUAGCUGCUCCAACAUCCCAAACUGCGCCCCUGAAGUGCCGUAUGGGUUCCAGACUGUGCAAGGAUGGGAGAGAGUGUGUCCUGCAUAGCCAUGUUUGUGAUGGAGAGGUGGACUGUAAGGAUGGAUCAGAUGAACAGGACUGUGAGCUCCUCUGCAAUGCAGGUCAGUUCCAGUGUGCUCAUGGGAAGAAGUGUAUCGACCAGCAGCAGAUGUGUGAUGGGAAGGCACAGUGCCAGGACCGUUCUGAUGAAAUGGACUGCUUCAAGCCCACCAAGAGCUGCAGUCAUCGCUGUGACAACAAUAGCCGCUGUAUCCCAGAAACUUUCCUCUGUGAUGGAGAGAGAGACUGUUCGGAUGGCUCUGAUGAGGAAGGCUGUGAUUCUAACAAGGCCCUUCCUCCUGUCCUGCCAACUCUGGCUCAGUCUUGUAUUAGUCCAUCAGUGAGGUGUCGGGGCUCAACUUUGUGCAUCUCCCAAACUCAGCUGUGUGACACAUUGAGAGACUGCCCUGAUGGUUUUGAUGAGGAGUCCUGCAUUACUAAAUGUCCAAACCGAGGUGAGUUCCGGUGUAAGGACAGGAGGAAAUGUAUUGAGAGGAGUCUGGUUUGUGAUGGACGUGCUCAUUGCCAUGAUGGCUCAGAUGAGAUUGGCUGUCCAACGAUAGCUGCUCCAACAUCCCAAACUGCGCCCCUGAAGUGCCCUAUGGGUUCCAGACUGUGCAAGGAUGGGAGAGAGUGUGUCCUGCAUAGCCAUGUUUGUGAUGGAGAGGUGGACUGUAAGGAUGGAUCAGAUGAACAGGACUGUGAGCUCCUCUGCAAAGCAGGUCAGUUCCAGUGUGCUCAUGGGAAGAAGUGUAUCGACCAGCAGCAGAUGUGUGAUGGGAAGGCACAGUGCCAGGACCGUUCUGAUGAAAUGGACUGCUUCAAGCCCACCAAGAGCUGCAGUCAUCGCUGUGACAACAAUAGCCGCUGUAUCCCAGAAACCUUCCUCUGUGAUGGAGAGAGAGACUGUGUGGACGGUUCUGAUGAGGAAGGCUGUGUGGCAAUUCUUUGUGGCCAGCAGCAGUAUCAGUGCAGUAAUGGUCAGUGUGUGUCUGAGGCUCUCCGUUGUGACGGCCAUGCUGACUGCGGAGACCAUUCUGACGAGGUGGGCUGUGCCAAACCCGCCCACUGUCCCCCGGACCUCCGUUGCCCAAACAGCCAUGAAUGUCUUGUGGAGGAAUGGCUGUGUGAUGGGGAACAGGACUGCCUGGACGGUUCAGACGAGAUGAACUGUAUGGUGUCUCCAGUGACGUGUGGGGAGUUCCAGUGGAGCUGUGUCUCUAAGACCCAGUGUAUCCCUGCAACCUGGAGGUGUGAUGGACAGAAAGACUGUGAGGACUACAGUGACGAGGCCGGAUGUGACCAGUUGAAGUGCUCCAACCAGCUUUACCAGUGUGGUAGUGGAGAGUGUGUGGACCAUUCCCUGCUGUGUGACCACAUCAUCAACUGUCCUGAUGGAUCUGACGAGGGGCAUGGUUGUUCCACCAAUAACUGCUCCAGCCCUGGGACCCCCCAAUGUGACCAGCACUGUGUCAGCACCCCUUACGGACCGAGGUGCAUCUGUGCUGCAGGCUUCCGGCUCCAGGCUAACGGUUUGUCCUGUGUGGAUGUUGACGAGUGUAAGGAGGUCCUACCACCUGUCUGCAGCCACACCUGCCUUAACACCCACAGCUCCUUCCUGUGUCGCUGUCACCAUGGAUAUCUACUGGAACCAAAUGGUCACAGCUGCAAGACCCAAGAUGAGGCUCACCUGCUGGCGUCUGUUCAGAAUGAGCUGCUGGUGUUGGGGUUGCAUAGCUCCAGCCUUUCAUUGCUCUCCACUAGUCAGACACCCGUGUUCUGUGUGGAUUAUGACUGGAGAGACCAGAGGGUAUACUGGGUCAGUCUGGAGGAGGAGAGCAUCAAGUGGACUUCCAUCAACACCAAGGACACAGGCACUCUGGUCAAAGGUUUGAAGUCUGAUUCUAUAGCUGUGGACUGGGUUGGCAGGAACCUGUACUGGCUGGAUGGGCUGGCCAGUCAGAUUCUGGCUGUGAGGCUGGGCACAUCUACAGUAAAGUCUCACAACUACAUAGUGGUUCUGGAUGAGGAUCUGGAGCAGCCUCGCUCACUACUGCUGCUGCCACACAAAGGGUUGAUGUAUUGGUCAGAGGUUGGUAGCAAUCCCCAGAUAGAGCGGUCAGGGAUGGAUGGCUCUGAGAGGAAGGUGGUGUUGACUCGUGGUCUCGGCUGGCCAGUCAGUCUCUCUGUGGAUACUCUCACUGACCGAAUCUACUGGGCAGAUGAAAAACUGCAGUGCAUCGGCUCUGUAUCCCUGGAAGGACACAAUGUCAGGCUUCUGCAGCUGACUGAAAUGCCCAGUCCAUUCUCUGUAAUGGUUUUCAAUGACAUGGUAUACUGGUCUGACACCAAGAGGAGAACUAUUCAAGUAUCCCACAAGAACACGGGCAAGAACCGCAAAGUUUUACUCAAAAGACCUGGACAGCCUUUUGGCAUCAGGAUUAUGCACCCCAUCCGGCAGACCAACGUGUCCAGCCCCUGUGAGAAGCUCCAGUGUUCCCACAUCUGUCUCUUGGCUCCAGGACUGUCUACAGGCCCCAGAGCUGUGUGUAGAUGUGCAGCAGGGCUUCUCCUCGCUGGGGACGGCCUCACCUGCUCCACCCUUGUAGACACCACCUUCCUCUUACUCCUCUCUCCUACUGCAGUUACACAGAUAUACCUUAGCACCAUCCAUAAUGGUGUGGGGUUGAAGCGGUUGCCUGAGCACCAUAUAUGGUCUCUGCCGUGGGCGCACCAGGCCUCGUGGCUGGAUUUGGCUGUACAGGAGAGGAAUUUAUACCUGGCUGAUGCUGCCCAGGGCUCAGUCGAUCUUCUGAAACUGAGUAGCUCAGGCCUGACACCAGACAGCAGAGUCCUGAAUCUCCAGGAUGAUGCAGUGAUGGCUCUGGCUGUGGACUGGGUCACACUUAACUUGUACUGGAGCAGCAGGAAGCAGCCUGACCUACAUGUCACCACCACCAGGGGGCAGCACACUGCACCUCUACUCCAACUAGGCCUUCAGGGAACCACCUCCAUUGCCUUGCACCCUCCCACAGGACGCCUGUGCUUCACGGUCUUGGGCCAGGUGAAUGUGAGGAGCCUGCCGCAGGUGGACUGUGCCUUCAUGGAUGGACGUAGUCAGAAGCUGCUCUGGAGGAAGGCUGUGAUGCCAACCUCCCUUCUGUUCUCCAACAAGGGCACUCGGCUGUAUUGGGCCGACAUAGGUGCUGGAGUAAUCGACUCCAUUCUUCUGGAUGGUUCUGGAUAUAAACAGUUUAAAGCAGAUCCCGGCCUCAUGUCCUUCACACUGGCUGAGAACGUCCUCCUGUGGAGCAGCCUUGAUAAAGAUGUGACUAGAAUCUGGUUCACUGAUGGAUUUCAGCCCAAGCAGCUGUGGUUUGAGGUCAAUACCAAUGUAGUGGCACUGAGGGUUUACAGCAAAACCAGUCAGAAAGGAACGAACAGCUGCUCAGAGCGGAACGGAGGCUGCAGUCAGCUGUGCCUGGCAUACCCAGGGGGGCGUAGCUGCCGAUGUGGACAUGGUUACCAACCUGUCGACACCAAAACGUGUAGCCCCUUCCCCUCCCUCCAGUGUCCAGAGGGCAGCAGGGCCUGUAGCGACGGCAGCAGGUGCCUCCCCCUCACAAAGUUCUGUAACCACCAAACCGACUGCCUCGACCAUUCAGACGAGAUCAAAUGUUGGUCUGGAGUGAAUCCCCAAGAUGUCAGCCAUAGUAAACCUUCCCCGGGGCAUGCUGGGAACACCGUCCCCCCUAGCCAGGACUGGUCUGGGAGGACCACUCCCGGGGGGGUAGAGGUGCAGAAGCUGGACUCUGAGUCAUGUGAUGCACAGCAGUGUAAUGGACAUGGGAAAUGUGUGACAAGGGGUGGAGAAACCACCUGCCAGUGUGUUCUGGGAUACCAUGGUGUGUUCUGUGAGGAGGGUGAGGGUCCAGGGGUCAGUAAUGCCCCCCUCACUUUGGGCAUCCUCAGCCUCAUUGGUGGGGUCCUCAUCGCUGCUGUCAUCAUCAGGAAGAGCAGAGCAAGAGCUGCAGCUCGGGGCCAGUCCACAGACAAGGAGACUCUGAUGACCAAUAUGGAUGAACAGACAGUCUACGCUGUGUCUUUCAACAACGAUCUGUAUGAUCCUGACCAGGAAUCGAUCUCGUCUGCUGAUGGGCCAUCUCAACAUCUGUAAAUGUUGUCUUUUCUCUUCUGCUCUGAAAUAAAGUAUAGGAUGUUAAACCUCA